UCGUCGUCUGCUCUCGUUGUGGCCAUUUUGUUCUCGAAUUGACGACAAUGACAAACGAGCAGCAGAGGACUAUACGAUGGAUUGAUGCCUCACGAACGCAUCCCCGACCGCACCCGUCUCUUCAUCGAGAUUCCACGGAUCCGCAAGGCCUGGAUCAUCUCGAACAGGCAAUACAGCACUAACAACAUUGCCAUAUCGUGAGCCAGAGGUCGUGGAAGAUAGCCUUGCCUCUAGCCGGCCGGAGGUGUAUCAGGAUGCCACAACAGGCUGGUCAGUAUCGGACCAGUCAUCGUACAGGGACAGGGGGCCGCAGUGGUCUGGUCAUAUGUGGUCAGAAUCUGGUAACUCGCACAAGAUAGCCAUCGACGGCCGUGACGAUUUCCAGGAGCUCAAUUGGUACAAUCCCGCUGUGCACGAAGCGAAGCCCAGGCCUGGGCCGGGUAUGCUGCCUCCUUUACUUGCGGACGAAAUUCACGACCCAGAGCAUGCUCUUUACUCUGUGAAUGUCAUGGCUCGCCUUCCCUCUACCACUCCUGACAGCGCACAGCUUGCGCCGUCGCAAGAGGAAGCACGGAUGGCUAUCCCUCAUGCGCGCUCCUACUACUGUGCCGAGUACAAUGGUUGGGUCUUAAUCCUCUGGGGUUCGUCUUCUGUCCUCCCGCCUCUCGCACGCACAGUCGAGAAUCUACCAGACGCGGCGCGGCGCAAAGGUACUACCUCGUGCAUCGGCGACGGCGAGCAGCCGUUCGCGCAAGUGAAUGCUACGCACCAUUGGCACCGCUAUGAGCGCGCCGUCGACUCGCGAAAUCUGAGCACACCGUUCAGACACGAGGAGGAGACACCCAGGCUCCUCGAUCUGUAUCUCUGCUGCCAGUGCAGCAAGUAUUGCAUGGUGUCCGACGUCCUCCCUGGCGUCAUCCCUCACAACGUCCACCAGGCCUUCACUCAUGACAAGUGGAGCCACCCUCCUCCCGAUCGAACACCCAAGGGGAGCGUGAUGGCAGCCUGGGAGACGAUGUUGACCAUCCUCGAGAACCGUCUAUGGAAAGACGAGCAGCGUUCGCUGCCCGUCACCCGUCCUCGCUUUCAGCACAAACUUGGCUGGAACAACACUGUUCGCAAUAUAUUCGAGCUUCUAGGGUUUCCUGCUAUCAAGAAGUCAACGGCUACUACCGCCAAUAUGUCCUCGGCCGUGGAAAACCUUAGCUUACAGCCUCCGAACAUCGAUCCCGCGACUCCUGAGGGAAAGCACAUACGGGCGAAGCUGUUACGUGCGUGGGUAGAGAUAUCAGCCUGGUUGGCUAUCUACCGAAAAUCAAAAGGGGAUCUUGGCAACUAUUCCUCGCAGGUGAUUUGCGUAGAUGCCACGGAUGUCCGGGAGAUGUACCAAGAGGAAAUCGGCGCUCAUGUCAAGCAGAUUCCGCGAGGGUUGUUGCCUAACGAUCUCGUGAACCUGGGUGUCUUGGACGAUGCGUGGAGAACUCUCGGCAUGACGCCGUCUUCAUAUACAUGGGAGCUGCUGGGCUUCGCGUAUCAGGCGCAGUGCCGCUGCGACCCCCUGCGGACGCCGCUGUACUUCACCAAAUUUUGCCAGAUCGUUCAGAUGCUUGCGAACGUCGGCAAAGCCUCGCCGCCACUCCAGCAGUUGAUCCACGACGAGCGCAAACGCCAUCGGUACACGUUCGAUGACCUUCGCGACUCCAUUGCCCUCUUGGGCUUCGGCCAGGACGAUGGGCUUGGCGUCGAGUUCGAUGGUGAUAGGCUCGUUCUGGACGCAUGGCGCAACGCGAGAAGACGAACGUGGACAGACCCGGAGAGAGGCGGGGAGAUGCGUAUGAGGCUCAACGCCGCACUCAAGAUCAUUGCCGACACUAGGAAUAGGCGGACUCUUGAAUCAGCGUGGGAUCGGGCAAAGGGCAGUAUGUAUGUAUGUUUGUAAAUCCCGUUCUAUCGUCGUGUUAGGGCGAACUUCCUUACGUAGACUGUAGCUAGCUGUGUAAGUAUGUGGCUGUGGAUUCGUACCGUGGAUCAGUGUCUGUGUAUUGGCUCGGGUUGCUUCCGUAGAGGCGACUCUGCCAGAUGGGAUGGCAAUAUCCGAGUCGUAGGGGCCAUAUGGCGUGUACAGUAGGGUCAAAAGUGCUUUUGUACGGUCUUUGUGCAGUAUAUGGAGUGUAUAUGAAACGAUGC
This is a messenger RNA of Fomitopsis serialis, 2187 nucleotides long. RefSeq lists its product as uncharacterized. Bases 326 to 1939 code for a protein of 537 amino acids. The record is from RefSeq and is a predicted model, not a curated record. Lineage: Eukaryota; Fungi; Basidiomycota; Agaricomycetes; Polyporales; Fomitopsidaceae. The transcript is spliced from 7 exons.